This is a messenger RNA of Oncorhynchus keta (chum salmon), 4225 nucleotides long. Its product is annotated as forkhead box protein H1-like. Lineage: Eukaryota; Metazoa; Chordata; Actinopteri; Salmoniformes; Salmonidae. Gene Ontology annotation, molecular function: sequence-specific DNA binding; DNA-binding transcription factor activity. The transcript is spliced from 4 exons. The record is from RefSeq and is a predicted model, not a curated record. Gene Ontology annotation, biological process: regulation of DNA-templated transcription. Bases 286 to 1992 code for a protein of 568 amino acids.
CACUCAACAGGCUAAAACGCGUUUUUCCACUUUCACAUAUUGUAGGAAUCAUGUAUUUAUUACGUGCAAAUAUUUCAGUUUUGUUGAAAGUGCACAUUUCUCCCCAUAUUGGUAUGCCUAACUGUCAGAGUUAAUGAAUUGAAAUGUUCCCUUGGUUAGAGUUCCUUCAUAAUAAUGUCAUGUAACGGCUUCUGCAUGGCCUAUAUUUAAAUUGAACCUGUGCAUAAAUCGGACAAUAGCUCGUAUUUACAAGGUGCGAAUGUCCCCAUCACUUGGCGAUCAUGGAUGGUGUUCAAUCUUCCAUUGUGUUUUCCUCACAUGCUGAAUAGUAGGCAAUCCCAGGAACGAGACGGGGUCAAUCUGGCUAAUCCAACUUGUUUUGCUGAGAGGCAGCCAGCCAGCGGCCUGGAGCCAGCAGUCUGCCAGGGGUUAAGGGCCGACUCCCUCCCUCUCCUGUCCGAUCGUGCAGCCCGAUCUGUCCCCAGGUUGAUCAGCAUGACAAAGCACUGGGGGGGUCAGAGCAUGCUGGCACCACCCGCUCUCUACCUGCGCUCGCCGAGCCUGGAAGGCCACCAAGAUCAUCAACUUGACUUCCAGAUCCAUCCUCUGAGCAACACAGCGCGGAGCUCUCCAGCCCAACACUGGCCCUACUUCCCAAUCCAAGCGUCAGUCCAACAGUCUCCACGGCUCGAGAAGCCUGCCCCUGACCAAUUCAGCCUGGCCUCAGCGCCCAUGGAUAAAGCGACGCCGCUAGACCAGGAGCAAUCUUGGGACGAGGAGAAAAAUGCGAAAAAUGGAAAGAAAGAUGCGAAAAGUGGAAAGAAAAAAAACUAUCAGCGCUACCCCAAACCACCCUACUCCUACCUCGCAAUGAUUACCAUGGUCAUCCAAAACUCUCCAGAGAAGAAGCUUACUUUGUCUGAGAUUCUAAAGGAGAUUAGUACACUUUUCCCUUUUUUUGAAGGGAAAUACAAGGGCUGGCGGGACUCAGUGAGACACAACCUCUCUUCCUACGACUGCUUUGUUAAGGUAUUGAAGGAUCCUGGUAAGCCCCAGGGGAAGGGCAACUUCUGGGCUGUGGAGGAGAGCCUUGUGCCCCUGGAGCUCCUCAAGAGACAGAACACUGCCGUGUCGCGCCAGGAUGAGACCAUCUUCGCCCAGGACCUCGCCCCUUACAUCCUGCAUGGGCACCAACAUAAGCCAGAUGCAGAGCCCCCGGCCCCACCGCCACCAGUCACUGUUCUACCCCCAGGCCCACCUGUCACUGCUCUACCCCCAGGCCCACCUGUCACUGCUCUACUCCCUUUUCCCACCAGACAACACUCCUCCCUUCAGGAGGAGCUGUACCGGCCCAAGCUGGACUCGUCCUUUGCCAUUGACUCCCUCCUUCACAGCCUGAGGCCGGCCAGCGCUGCAGGAGAGCCUGGCAGGGACUGCUGGGGGGUGGAGUUCCACACUCGUCCACACCCUCGCCACUCCUCCACUGCCUGCAGCGCCUCAGCCAGCCCCGCCUCCUCCUCCUCCGAUGAGGACUGGAAGGGCGUGUCGCAGGGAGGGAAGCGGGUGCCUGAGGGAGAGGCGGGAUCAGAUGGGUACGAGGACUGCAGACUCCCUCCACACAAGUCUGCCCGCAGAGUCUCCGCCCCUCCCUGGGAGCUGCCCACCUCGUAUGCCAAGUACACACCGCCCAAUGCUGUGGCCCCGCCCAGCAUGCGGUUUAAUGGGGGCCCUCUGAUUCCACUAGGGAUGCCUCUGUAUGGCUAUGGGGGGUCUCCUGUCACAUCCAGUCAUUUUGUAGGUCAUGCCUACUGGCCCCUCUUACCCAGCGGUCGCCCUCCCCUCCUUAUGGACUUGGACGCUAUGCUCCAGUCAGUACCGCCCAAUAAGAGUGUGUUUGAUGUGCUGGGUCCACCCAAUCAGUCGUCUCACCAGCCUGCUGGUCAGUAUACCCUACAGAGUGGGCCCCCUCUCAGGUGUCAUCCUCAUUAUUGACUAUGACUGUCAAACCAGCACCAAAUAUAUUGUAAGUGCAAUGCAAGGAUACUACUGACCUAUUCGUUCGUAUAAGCUUAACCCUUGGCUAGAAAUGUGUCCACUCUAUCAAUUGGUCACUUCUAAUUGACAGGUCAUAGGAUUAAAUGUUUACAGAAGACAAUUGUACAUUCAAAUGUGCUGCUAACAUCUAACUCGACCAUACAACCACUGUUUACCUCCGUCUUAAUACAUGGAUUUAUUUUCACUAUUGUAUAUAUUCAUUUUCUUUUAAGAAUUCUCUUUGUUGCCUACCUCAACUAUUCAAUGUUUUUCAGUGGAAAAUGUCAUUUUUUCCCCUCCUGUCUUUAUGGUUGUAUUUAAGAUGUAAUUGUAAAACUGCACAUCAAGCCAGGUUAUGGAAAGGGCAUUAUUGAAAAAGUUGACUUGUCUUUUACAGGGUAUGACUUUUUUCCCAGUCUUGAGUGUCAAUGUAGGAAGAGGCAGGGUGCUGUUCAUUGCUCAUCCAAUGCCGAGAGCCUCAAGUAGGAAAACCAAGUGAGGUUUUCUAAACCUCAAAGUGAAGAGUGCGCUGUUUGUGUUUGUGCGUGGUGUGUUGGUCAUCUUGUCUCAUUGGUUUAGAGAGAAGUGGAUCACCCCCCUUUAACUCCAGUGAAGUCGUUUGUUCAGAUGGUGCAACCUAAAUUAAGUGUUUGUUCCUGACUUGAGUAAAGUUGUUAGCGUUAAUGGGUUCAGCGUUCCUUGUCAAAUACCUUGUAUUUUGUCCUUUAGAGCUGUGCCAGUGUUACAAGACAAUUGGAUCUUACCUUCUCGUCUCUAUUUGCAGUUGACAAAAGUUGAGCUUCAAUCCCCCAGCCAGCUCUAAAGGGCUUAUUUGUAUACUGUGAAGGAUAACUUCUAGACUGGAGUCAUGUCUACAAUUUGAUCCAUUUCACCCAUUUUUAAAAGAGCUAUUUAAAAGGUAAACAGUAUACAAAACUGGUGCUUGAGUAGUCGUUCCUGAUGCCCUAUGUCAGUCAGGGCUGUAGCUACCAGCCACUGUAUCAGUCAAUACAGUGUGGGUGAGUGCUCAGUGGUGACAUGGAGAGGCAGACUUGAUCGUUUGGGUGUGACCAACAUUUUUACCACAGGAAUUGUGAUUUUCUUGUCUUUGAUCCGCGGUCCCACUCCAACCAACCUCCUGCGGCUGGAACAGCAAUGCUCACUAUCUCUCAAUCUAGUCUCCAUGCAUGCUUGCCCAGAGCCUGUACCCCCCCCCCAGACCUCUCAGCCUCACCGCACCCAAACCCUCCUGCUGUCUCCUUAUCUCCCAGAACACCCUGUAAUUCAUAUUGGGGUCUGGGCUUUAGUUUGAGGGGAUACUAUAAACCUAGGCACCAUGCAAGGGUUUAGUGUUGUAACUGAGGCCUGUGAGCGCAAUCAAUGUACUCAUUCCCAUAGCUCACAGACCCGUCAUGACACAGGUUAUUUUGUGUAACAUGUCAUGUGGUGCUCUGAACACAGGGUGGCAGUGCAAGAACAGCAAACUAGAGGGGUCAGUCAUUUUGGCGUGUGUGUGAAUUUUGAUAACCACUUUCCUUGGUUCUCUGGGAGACUCGAUUGCAUACUCCUUGCUGCCUCAACGCAUUGGAUGAGCAAUGAGUUUUGAGAAGGAGAGUAUGCAAUUGAGAUGCUCCCUGUUGUCAGGGCUGUGCUCGAACUGCUACUGUAAAACCUCCUGAAUGUUUUAAAUGGUGUCAUUUUUCAAUAAAUAAAUGGUAAGCUUUCAAAUGUAUUCAAUUGGUAUCACAACUGCAUGUAUCCAUUUCCAAACUAGUUGUAUAAUCAUGGAAUGAAAGUCAAAGUUCCACACAAAACAAAUCCAAUGCAGCGAUUUACUGUAUCCAUCUGAUCCUAAGGUCGGCUAGUCUUCGUUACAUCAACAGAUUUCAAGAGUAAUGUUUCAAGUCUAGUUAGUUAACACCCUUGAAGCCAAACAACUGUAUAAUCUAGUGUUGCUUUUACAUCGUGUUUCUAAUCAGUUGUGGUGAGAGGCAGUAGACUAGAUGUCUACAGAUAGCUUUAACACACUGCCUAAGCUUAAAGGAAAAUACAACAAACGAUACUGUUGACACAGGUCAGGUUAACCCUUGACCUGAAUGAAUCUAGGCCUAAAGGUUUACUGUCUUCAGAGGAUUAAACUUGUUUCAUUAACUCCCCUACCGGUGAAACAAUUUCCAUGUUUGUCUCUGUG